Molecule: messenger RNA, 1137 nt
Organism: Mytilinidion resinicola
Lineage: Eukaryota; Fungi; Ascomycota; Dothideomycetes; Mytilinidiales; Mytilinidiaceae
Product: putative actin-capping protein alpha-2 chain
Exons: 8
Coding region: 92-910 (272 amino acids)
Biological process (GO): actin cytoskeleton organization; barbed-end actin filament capping
Cellular component (GO): F-actin capping protein complex; actin cortical patch
Molecular function (GO): actin filament binding
Source: RefSeq, a predicted model, not a curated record
GUCAACUUCAAGUCUCUACAACAACCACUAAAUAUACCUCCGAAACCAGGGCGCUCUCUUUUCCGCCUAGGCUCGCCCUCGUACCUCCGCCAUGGCAUCAAACUCUGCCGCCCUCGCCUCCUUCGUGGAGAGCACCCCGCCAGGAGAGCUACAAGAUGUAACUAAGGCAAUCAAGUCCAUACUCGCCGACGACCCCUCCGUGCUGCAGUCGCUGGCUCCCGCGUUCGAGAAAUACAAUGAGGAACAAUUCACGACGGUGAAGCUACCUGGAGGAAGCGAGGAGGUCAUCGUCAGCUCACACAACUCACUCGGCGGAGGACGAUACUACGACGUUGCCAACCAAAGCUCGUUUGCGUUCGACCAUGCUACACAGAGAGCAUCUGCAGUCCAAUCCCACGUCCUCGAGGGCUCACAAUCCGAUCUAGUCAAAUCUCUCCUCAAAUCCCUCUACCAACACACACUAGAGCACUACCCCAAGUCCUCCCUAGGCGUCUAUCCCAUCGAGAACGACUCCGCCAUCGCUGUCGUGACCGUUGCGAACAAAUACAGCCCCAACAACUUCUGGAAUGGUCGCUGGCGCUCCCACUACAUCAUCUCCCCCUCCGCCUCCACCCUCACCGGCCUCCUCCGCGUCGACGUUCACUACUACGAAGACGGCAACGUGCGCUUGAAGACCAGCAAGCCCGUCUCCGUCACCCUCUCUUCUACCUCCACGACCGAGAUCUCGCGACAGAUUGCGCUGGCGGAGAAGAAGUAUCAGGAGGAUUUGAACCGUGCGUUUGGGAGCUUGAGUGAGGGCGCGUUUAAGGCGCUUAGGAGGCAGUUGCCGAUUACGAGGCAGAAGCUGGAGUGGGAUAAGAUUAGUGGGUAUCGGUUGGGGCAGGAUAUCGGAGGUGGGAGGUCGAGAUGAGAAGCCUUGGUGCCUGUGGAGAGCGGGGGAUAUGGAGAGGUGGUGCAUAGUGGUCUUACAGCUAGCGAGACUAUAUUGACGAAGCACUUGCAUCUCAUUAGGAGCGAUAGAAAGAGGCAGUCACGUGCCAGAUUUUUCUACGGCUUUAGCAAGAGAUAACUAAAAAAGAGUAGCAUCUAACACUACAUAUCGAGAGCAGUACAGCGAAACGAUAUUGAUCACAGCCA